Messenger RNA from Annulohypoxylon truncatum, 2159 nucleotides. RefSeq lists its product as uncharacterized. The record is from RefSeq and is a predicted model, not a curated record. Lineage: Eukaryota; Fungi; Ascomycota; Sordariomycetes; Xylariales; Hypoxylaceae. The transcript is spliced from 3 exons. Bases 546 to 2024 code for a protein of 492 amino acids.
UGAGUAUACCCAAACAGCCUGAAGAACAUUCAAACAUUUGUCGAUGUAUUUUUACAAGCAUAGGAAAUUGUAAAUAUCCAUAUUGAUUCUGAAUCAGGGGGAGCUGAAAGUGUGUAACACCCGCAUAGUGGAUAUAGAUUUAUGUAGGUAUCCGUCAUAGAUGCCAGAUACCUGCCUACCUGCCCAAGUACAUGGAUAGUACACGUAUUUGACCUUCCCCACCUCGUGAAGAGCUCGGGCCAACUUUCACCACUUUCACAUGAACCCUGUUACACGUGUAUCUACGCUGCUGGCGUCCCUCCUUUAAACCUUCAUCUCCAUUCUCAUGAUCUACAAUAAUACAAGUUCAACGAGCAUCUUGUUUUAUUUGGUUGUUGAUUGUUUACUCCUUUCAACCAGUAUCGUCAUUGUCUCUUCCCAGCAUCGUCCUAUUCCCUCGUCCAUCCUUCACAAGUGUAUCACCAAUUUUCAUUCUCAUCCUUGUCCUCAUACUCAGUUUUCAUACCCAAUUCUAUUCGAGAUAUCCAUAUACAAAUAUAUCAGUUAUGCAGCAGGUUCUGCCUUUUGUCCAAGUCAGAGACCUCCCCUCGGCAGCUUCAUUCUACUCCGCCAUAACUCAACCUUUGAAGCUUCGGUAUAUCUCUGCCAAUUCGUCUUCCAUAGUAUACGGUGACACCACCACUGGUACCCCGAAGCCGGUCUUGGAAGUAAGGAGAGCCGGUUCCGGCCAAUCUCUAAGGCCGUCACGGGUGGUACUUUCAGCCCAAUCACCACAAGUCCUAGCCGCUUUCCGCGCUGCUGCCAUACGAGCAGAUCCUGACCUCCCCAUCGAAACAGAUGGCAGGAGCCGUGUAGAACUGACCGACUAUGACGGGAAUAGAAUAGAAGUCGUGUGUUCGGGAGGUGAGGAGUACUCCCGCUCCUAUGGCCGCUCGGCAACCAGCUCUAUCGCCUCGCGCGAACCCCGGGCUCCGGGAAUACGGCGAAGCGCCACCAUCUCGGCCAUGGAAACGCCGUCGCGCGAGAGCCCAAGGGGCGGCAUGGGCGCAGGUCUGAGCACCCUCCUCGGAGCUGCAGCCGCCGGCGUCGCCAUUGGCGGCGCCAUGACCUACGCCAUGAUGCGGAACGAGCGUCAGCCAGCCUCGUAUCAGGAAUACGAGUCACAAGAAUACGCAGCAAGAUCGUAUCCGCGGCGGGGAUCCCUCCAAGACCCGCCCUCGCACCAGCAGCCUAGGUAUAUCGAGGACUCGCCGUCUAAGAAGUAUCCGCCGGUCAGUUACGGGCGGUACGCCCAGCUCGAAGCUCCUCCGCCGAGAAGCAGGGUGCCGGUCGACCUCAACGACGGGCGUUCGAGCCACUACACAGCAGGCGGCAGGGGUCGUCGAAGUAGCGAAGCGGGCUCGAUCAGGCGCCCGAUGGUGGCCGGCGACGGGGAGUACAUGAGCACUACCGGGUCCAGAAACGGGCUCGGACAGCGACUUCUCAUGGACCACGAGUACCGCAGCCAGGUAGACGGCGACGACCGCCGCAGCUACGCACCAUCGAAGGCGCCGUCGAAGUACACGGCGUCGCCGUCAAAAGCGUCGUCCAGGCACCGCGGACCCGAGUCCACGUACCGCAGCCGCGAUAGCUCAAAGGUCAGAGCGCCGCGGCCCGUCGAGGCAGAGACGUACGUCUCGGCGCGCACCGCGCGGUCCGCUAGCACGGUGCGGCCGCCGCCCCAAGCAUCCGCGUACGAGAGGACGGGGCGCAGCCGCGCGAACAGCUACGUCUCGGCGCGGGAGAGCAGGGCGAGCUGGGAGGACUGGGACGAUGACGAGGAGAACGACGACGAUGAUGAUAACGUGAGUCUUGCGCCGAGCGAUAGUAUCAGCUGCAUCGGCGACGAGGAGCGUAGUAGGCGGAACCACCGCCGCAGUUCGCAGGCCGGGGCGCCGUCGGCGGUGGGGAGGUACCGCAAGGUUGUUAACGAGUUCGACGGGAAGAGGAGGCCGUUGUACGGGUCUGAAUACAAUUACCGAUAGGUUUUUCCCGGCUUGUGGCUCGGCUUGGGGUAAGACAGGCGAAAAGUGAUGAAAAAACACUGAUGGAUUUCAAUUCCGCAAACAAACCUUGGAGCAAUAGGUAACGACAGCAUGAAACGAAAAGAAACGAAAAGG